AUGGAGGAUUCGAAACGAAAGAUUUGGACUAUGCAGUAUGUCUUACUUUUGUUGAUCGGUUUAUGCAUUUCUCAGCUCUACGCUUCUGACGAUGUGAAAUUCUAUGACUCGUUUGACGAUGCAUUUGAUGGGCGGUGGGUUGUGUCCAAGAAGGAGGAAUAUACAGGCGUGUGGAAACACUCAAAGAGUGAGGGACAUGAUGAUUAUGGGCUUCUUGUGAGUGAGAAGGCCAGGAAACAUGCCAUUGUAAAGAAACUAGAUGAACAUAUUAACCUCAAGGAUGAGACGGUUGUCCUUCAAUAUGAGGUUCGUUUCCAGAAUGGUCUUGAAUGUGGUGGUGCUUAUCUCAAGUACCUUCGUCCACAGGAUUCCGGCUGGACUCCAGAGGGAUUUGAUAACGAAUCUCCUUACUCCAUUAUGUUUGGACCUGAUAAAUGUGGAGCUACAAACAAGGUUCACUUUAUUUUGAAGCACAAGAACCCUAAGAGUGGGGAGUUUGUUGAACACCACCUUAAGUAUCCACCCUCUGUUCCUUCUGACAAGUUGACCCACGUGUAUACUGCCAUCUUGAAACCAGAUAAUGAGCUGAAAAUCUUGAUUGAUGGAGAGGAGAAGCAGAAGGUUAAUUUUCUCUCAGCAGAAGAUUUUGAACCGCAACUCAUCCCUUCUAAGACCAUUCCCGACCCAGAUGAUAAGAAACCUGAGGAUUGGGAUGAGAGAGCAAAAAUCCCAGAUCCAGAGGCCAAAAAACCAGAUGACUGGGAUGAGGAUGCUCCAAUGGAGAUCGAAGAUGAAGAUGCUGUGAAACCUGAGGGAUGGCUGGAUGAUGAGCCCGAGGAGAUCGAUGAUCCUGAGGCCACGAAACCAGAAGAUUGGGAUGAUGAGGAAGAUGGUGAAUGGGAGGCUCCUAAAGUUGAUAACCCCAAGUGUGAAGAGGCACCUGGGUGUGGAGAGUGGAAAAAACCAAUGAAAAGGAAUCCUGCUUACAAGGGUAAAUGGCAUGCACCCCUCAUCGACAACCCCAAUUACAAGGGUAUUUGGAAGCCUCAGGAAAUUCCAAACCCUGACUACUUUGAGCUCGAGAAGCCAAACUUUGAGCCCAUUGCAGCCAUUGGCAUUGAGAUCUGGACAAUGCAAGAUGGCAUAUUGUUCGACAAUAUUUUGAUAGCUUCUAAUGAGAAAGUUGCAGAAACCUACCGGGCUACUGCAUGGAAGCCAAAAUUUGAAGUGGAGAAAGAGAAACAAAAGGAGGAGGAAUCUACUGAUUCAGAGGGUCUUAAAGGGAUCCAGAAAGUUGCAUUUGACUACCUUUACAAGAUUGCGGACAUCCCUGUCUUGGGUGAUCACAAGGUCAAGGUCUUGGAGCUUAUUGAGAAGGCUGAGAAACAACCAAACCUGACAAUUGGAGUCCUCGUCUCCAUUAUAGUUGUCAUCUUCUCUCUUCUAUUGAAGAUCAUCUUUGGUGGGAAGAAGCGGCCUGCUCAAGCGAAUGUGGAGACAAAGAAAUCCGAUGUUGCUGAGACUUCAAACAAUCAGGGUGCUAGCACUGAGGAGGAGGUGCAAAACGAGGAGAAGGAAGAGCAAAACGAGGAUGCUGCUGCUGCUGCUCCUCGCAGGCGGAACGCCAGGCGUGACAGUUAG
Messenger RNA from Fraxinus pennsylvanica, 1641 nucleotides. Lineage: Eukaryota; Viridiplantae; Streptophyta; Magnoliopsida; Lamiales; Oleaceae. The record is from the annotation of a GenBank genome assembly.